Molecule: messenger RNA, 2801 nt
Organism: Syngnathoides biaculeatus (alligator pipefish)
Lineage: Eukaryota; Metazoa; Chordata; Actinopteri; Syngnathiformes; Syngnathidae
Product: circularly permutated Ras protein 1
Exons: 21
Coding region: 225-2432 (735 amino acids)
Biological process (GO): intracellular protein transport; endoplasmic reticulum to Golgi vesicle-mediated transport; COPII-coated vesicle cargo loading
Cellular component (GO): COPII vesicle coat; endoplasmic reticulum exit site
Molecular function (GO): zinc ion binding; SNARE binding
Source: RefSeq, a predicted model, not a curated record
GGCCGAAUACUACGUCACGGGAGAAACGUGCAGCGCCGCAGACGCGUCCGACCGGUGACGUCGACGACUAUCGCGGCCCACCGAGCCGGUCCGGCCGGAUGCCUGACGAGCAACAUCGCGGAGAAGCCGACCGACACCCGCCGCAACAACGCUUGCAGUCUUAUAAGCGUCCAUGUCUGUGAUCGCAUCGCUCGCUUCUCCUUCCGUGAGCCUGCCCGGUCACGAUGGAAUUUGCUUGUGAUUUCGUCUACGUGCCUCCAUCAACGAGUCCAAAGGACCACCAUCAAGCCAACGGCAUCAAGCGCUCAGCGCUUCUCCCCCCCACCAGCUGGGUCCGUCCCGUCAGGGCGCCCCCCCCUCCUCCCGUCGAGGUCAAGUCGGGUCGGCCGCCUCCCGCCAAAGCCAGCGAACACCCGGACAGGAGCAAGCGGGAGGAGACGGCGGCUUUGGCGCCUUGCUUCUAUGACAACGUUGUCUCGGAACUCAAAUCUCCCAAACGCUUGACGCCCACCCGAAAGACAGCUUUGCUUCCACCCCACCUGAGACGUUCGCCCUCCCCCGACCAGCGCGAUGAGUCAAUCUACGACGACCGAGGCUCGCGGUCGUCCUCGGACACGGACUGCGCACCAAACAUCCAGGAAGGCGGCGACCUUGACUGGAAUGCGCCCACGCGGACAGCACCCUCUGCGCCUCCUCUUCCUCCCCGACCUUCCCUCAUAAAGAACAUGCCGGAAUAUGUGGUGCUUCUGCCCACAUCCUCCUCCGCCAAAAAGCCGUUCCUGUGCCCGCCUCCGGCCGCGCCACCUCCAGCGUCCACAGACAACAAGGAGCCCCUGCCCGGAAACCCCAACGUGAUCCUCGUCAGUUUGGGAAAGCUGCUAUCGGAUAAAGUGCAGCACACACAAGGAAAACCGAAUCCCUGCUCCCGGUGUGGUUCUGUGCUGGACUCCACCUACGACAACCUGACCAACGGGUGUUACUUCUGUGUGCCGCCUGAGCGCAGCACCCCCCCGAGCGCCGGUCUGCACCACGGCGUGUUCGUGCUGAGCUCCGCCGAAAACCUCCCGACCGCUUCCCAGCCUCUGCUCAUCUUCUGCAUCGACAUCUCGGCCUCCAUGAGCAUCACCUCUCAGGUGUUGGCAGGUGAGCAGUCGGUCCACAGAUCGCGCCUGGAGUUUGUGCAGGAAGCUGUUUUGUUAUGUGUUCAGAAACUGAACAAACAACAGCCCGACACACCCGUGGGGCUCAUCACCUUUAACUAUGAGGUGACUGUACACGGAUACGGAGAUUUCCCGUCCCGCGUCCUGAGCGGCGAUGAGUUGAUGGACAGCGACUAUCUGAAAGUGGCCGCCACGGUUUUCAACACGCCGCCGCCGCUGUCGCACACAAGGCACCUCCUGGAGAAGCAAGUCACAGCGUUGUCUGCCAAGGGCACGACGGCACUGGGCCCAGCAGCUCUUGUCGCCGUCACGAUGGCCUCCAGACACCCGGGCUCCAAGGUGAUCAUCUGCACGGACGGGAAGGCCAACACCACGUUGGGGAAUCUGGAGGUGGAGGACAACGACGCACGGUCGCUCCUGUCGUCCACCAUCUUCUACCAAGAACUCGGGGAAAAUGCCGCCAAUCAGGGCGUGACCGUGUCAGUGCUCUCCAUAGAGGGAACGGACUGCAGGCUGGACGAGUUGGGAAGACUCUCAGAUCGCACAGGAGGGAAAGUGGUGAUCGCUAAUCCCAACAUGCUGCAGUCGGAGUUUGAGCAAAUUAUCGAGAACAACACCAUCGCCACACAGUGCACCGUCACGUUGAUGCUGCCCAAAUCCAUGCGUAUGAGAGGCGAGAAAGAGGCGGGACACAAAGCGGAAAGAAAGGUGGGAAAUGUGCACCUGGGUAAAGAAAUCACCUUCCAGUUUGUGGCCAACCAGGGGGAAGCGUCGUCGCCGGCGUCGGGCAGCACCGUCUCGGUCCAGCUGCAGCUCCGGUACACACGGAGGAACGGAUGGCGGAUGCUGCGAGUCUUCACCAUGACCCGAAACGUCACCCGUGAAAGCCUGGUGGCGCUGUCCUCUCUGUCUCUGCCCAUCAUUCAGCUGAACUCCUCGCAGGCCAGCGCCGCCCUAGCCGUCCGAGGGCGCUUCGUGGACGCCCGGCGCGAGAGCGAGCAGCAGAUGAAGCUCAUCGAGAGAGUGAUAGAGCACAACCGCAGCGCGGAGGACACACAGACGUACAAGGAAUGGGUCAUCACCAUGGAGCCGAUUUACAACAACAUCUACAACUUCACAAGGGUUAAAUCCGUCGUCUCUGACUCACAGUCCCUGACGGACGCUGGCGCGGCGCUGCUGUACGCCAUGAAGCAGAGCAACAGGAAGACCAUCAUGAUCAAGAAUCACCAGAACCUUCACUUUUCACCCCAUUGGAAGCAGUCCAAGUACUGAAAGGCACGCAAAUUGCUGCUGAGCCGAGCCGCGUUCACUUUAGCAAUCCUUGCCAGUUACACGAACGAGUGCUGUACAGUGUGCAGGACAGCAACAGACUUGAGCGACAAAAAUGACGUUCUCGCCGGAGAAAAAUUGAUUUCCACGUGUAUUUUCCUCGCCCGCUUUGUACAAUUAAAUGACAAUCUAGUAUGUAAAAGUGUAGAAUGUGUGCACUUGUUCUUAAGUGUACACACCAGCGAUGGACAGAUUCCAGUACGGCUUGAAGUACUACAUAUUUUAAGUCUUGGCACGUUUUCGGCGUCAAUCGUCUUGAAAAUAUCUAGAAUGCAUUUCGAAACAAUUCAACUAUAAAAAUGCACAUGAGGA